This is a messenger RNA of Tigriopus californicus, 3457 nucleotides long. Its product is annotated as transient receptor potential channel pyrexia-like. The coding region runs from base 132 to 3284 and encodes 1050 amino acids. The transcript has 2 exons. Lineage: Eukaryota; Metazoa; Arthropoda; Copepoda; Harpacticoida; Harpacticidae. Gene Ontology annotation, cellular component: membrane. The record is from RefSeq and is a predicted model, not a curated record. Gene Ontology annotation, molecular function: monoatomic ion channel activity; protein binding. Gene Ontology annotation, biological process: monoatomic ion transport; transmembrane transport.
GCCAAGCCAACUAAUCUUCCAAUCAAGCGUCUACGAAUCAUGUGCCAGUUUCAGUUCCAACACAUUUCUUAAAAGGUACAUCAUUUGCAGUGUCUGUGAAGGAGAAAGGUUGUCAAGGGAUAUAUAUCAUAAUGGAUCUUCCCAUGUCACAAAAGAAGAAGGCUACGGUUGGAGACUUUGUUCAAACUCGAAGUUGCAUCGGAGAACCUCGGAGCAACGCUCUUCAUUGCUUGUUAGAGAGACAACUUACAGUCUUUACGGAUAUCCUCAAUGAACCAGAUCCGGAAAAUCGAACUGAAUACCCACUACCCGACGAUCAUUGGAUUAAUCAGCCUUUGGCUGAAGAGGAUGAUAAGACUUUGCUUAUGUUGGCUUUGGAAAGGGAUCUCCAUGACUUCACCAAAGUGUUACUCCAAACAGGAGCCAGUGCAAAACUGUUCAACCCGAUUCUUGGACGAUCUCCAAUUCACGUUGCCGUCAUGAAUGGUAAUUUAAGGUCUUUGGAGUUACUUUUUAGCAUUGGCUCUAACAUGCCCAAUAUCAACGCUAUCAUGCGAAGUAACGGGCGUACAGCCUUGCACCUUUGCGCGGAGAAAAAAAAGGUGGAUUGCUUGAAAUUUCUCCUUGCCCAAGCCGGGAUCGAUCCCAACAUCAAGGACAAGAAGAAUGCCCAAACCCCUUUGUAUUUGGCUGUCAAAGUUGGAAGUCUGGAGAUGUCCAAAGCUUUGGUGGAGGGGGGUUCCGAUUUCGAAUACGUUUGUUUUGGAAGACCAAUCUAUCCCGAUUUGAUGAACGACAAAUUACCAGGAUUCAAUCCCACUCUAUUGCAACGAAAGGCUCCUACGAUCGUCCAGCAAUUGAGUCAAGGCAGUUUUGAGGCUUUGAUUAGCAUUUUGGACAAAGCUGCCAAAAUUCACUGCUUGCGGGGAAGCCAAUCUACCAACAAAGAUGAAGAAAGCGACCAAUUGCUUGCAGAUUUUCAAUCCCUAAUGCUCCAAACCGACUCGUUUAGUUUGAACAAUCGGGUGACCGGGGGUUCCACAAUUUUGCAGAAGGCCUGCGACCUUGGUUUGGAUGAUUACGUCGAAGAACUACUCAGCGAAGGAUAUGAUGUUGAUCCAGAUGGAACAACGGAAUCUAGGUCCAUUCCACCAUUGCUCUUGGCAGCCAAUAAAGGCCACAUGAAGUGUGUGUUGAAGUUGGCAGAGUGCAAGGCCACUUUAAAUAAGUUCAAUACAAGAACGCAAGAGUCUGUUCUUCAUUGCCUUCUGAAAACGGACAAUAGGAAUAAUGCACAGUUUGUGGAAACUCUUUUAGAUCUCUUGAGCAUGGAUGAACUCAUCCCGGAGAUUCAAAAAAUAAUCAACAAGAGAGACAAGCUGGAGAACACUGCUUUGCAUUAUGCCACCCAAAUGUGGCCUCAAACGGUGGUUAGAAAACUGCUUGAUCUGGGCGCCAAUAUCGGCAUGAAGAACCACUGGAAUGAGACCCCAGUUACCAAGAUCCGCCCAGAAACACUUGAAGCCUACUUAGAUGACUGUAUCGAGGCCGAGGGAGAAGUUAAUCAUGAAAACUUCUCGGUUACCUAUAACUACUCGUUUUUGGCCCCACCAAAAGAGGAUUUACCUUACGUCAAUCGCGACCUUGUACCUCGCGAUCCCGAAAACCAAAAAUUGGCGGACGACGAUGAAGACGAAAAGGUACCUUUGCCAGAAACUCAAACCCUCUGGCAUAUGGGCCAGUCCAAGGCCCAUCGGCACUUGCUGAAACACCCGGUAAUCACCAGCUUUCUCUACCUAAAGUGGGGUCGAAUUCGGCGCUACUUCAACCGGAAUCUUCGCUUCUACGUUUUGUUUGUUUUCGUUCUAACUUGGUUCAUCUUUGAAAAUUUUGGCGGGAAAACCCUACGCUCUGGAGAGUCCCAGAGCAUUCCCGCCCUUCACGUCUUGUACUUUGUUUUUGCUUUCAUCCUUGUGGGCUUUAUUCUCCGUGAUUGGGCCAUGGACAUCAAGGAUGUCAUGCGAGCUGAGCAAAUGAAGUCUAAUAACUCUGGUAUGGAAGAACCCACCUCAUCGGGGAAGCUGGCCUUGAUCAUCAUAUUUUCUAAUUGGGUGGAAUCACUCUUUAUUAUCUUCUUGGGUCUGGUUCUUGUUGGUGGAGUUCCCUAUCUGUGGUCAAGUUUACUUUUCCUGACCAUUGUCUUACUCGUUCGGGAAUUCUUUCAAGUAUCCGUGUCUCUUAAGCGUUACAUCUGCAGCCCCGAAAAUUGGAUUGAAGUUGCAAUGAUCUCGCUCAUUGGUUUCAUCCUGUUCUUGGGGGAUGAGCAUCACUACAAUCUAAAAAGACACUUCUCCGCCAUCGUGCUCGUACUCUCCUGGGCCGAGUUCAUAACCUUAGUGGGGAAACAUCCCAAGCUCUCCAGAUACAACGUCUACGUGACCAUGUUCUACAAAGUCCUUGCCACAUUCUUCUUUUUCUUAUGUUGGUACAUGUUUUUCAUCAUCGCCUUUGGCCUUGGAUUUUACAUCAUGCUUCACCGAGAUGGACCACUUGAUGUAGUUGGUGACGAUGACUACGUUUUCUUCAAUCGACCAUGGACCGCUUUGGUGAAGACCUCGACGAUGUUCGUUGGAGAGCUUGAAUUCUCAGAUAUUCCAAUUGAUUUGGAAAGUAACUUGAGCCCUCUGAGCUACCUGUUCUUCUUGAGCUUUGUAUUCCUCAUCGUGGUUGUUCUCAUGAACCUCCUGAAUGGUUUGGCGGUGAGCGACACGGGAGUGAUCCAGGAAAAAGCCGAAAUCGUAAGCUAUAUUUCUCGCGUCGAAACCAUUUCCUACACAGAAUCCGUGCUACUUGGAGAUCCUUUCAACUUCUUGAGCAAUUGGCCAGCUCUAAAAUGGUUGUUGAAUAUGCCAAGCUGUUCACUGUGCGCCCAAUUAUACAAGAGCAAGACCAUGCAGAGGAUCUUCAACAAGAUUACCGGGGCUACCGGUAUUCUUUUGUUUUACACAUUCCUUACAACAAAGAAACUAACAAUUAAACCAAAUGGACGCAAGAGUGAUUGCGAUUGUCUGCGAGUUGAACUCAUGGAUGAGGAUAUCAUUGCUUGUACGAAAGAUAUUGUACUUCAAAAGGAUCAACAAUCCCCUCAAGAUGACAGACUUGAGAAACUCGAGACCAAAUUCGGCCAAGGCAUGGCAAAUCUAAGUGAGAGUGUUGAAUCCCGGAUCACUCGUUUGGAGGAAAAAAUCGAUCUGCUCGUCUCAUCCAUGUACAGAGUUAAAUGAAAUGAAUGAUGUUAUGUGCGCACAUUUUGUCACUAUCAUGUAAUUCAAUCUAGUUGGCUUUAGAUUAUCGCCAACUCAGGCACCUUUAUCACAAAUACUGUAUUCUACAUGAGAGAGCAUUGAUAAUAUAAAGCUUUGUGUGAUUUUUAUAAAAGAACGUUUGAAGGAACGGC